Molecule: messenger RNA, 4496 nt
Organism: Pelagomonas calceolata
Lineage: Eukaryota; Pelagophyceae; Pelagomonadales; Pelagomonadaceae
Source: the annotation of a GenBank genome assembly
GCUCACCACAGCGCAGUGUGGCUGCCCGACGCAUCAUACAGAUAACAACAGGCAGCCAAACAGUAAAGAUGGACGACCUCCAGCCCGGCGUCCGCUGCGAGGUCCGUUACGGGGCGACGCCCGACUUUCGAGCGGCCACCAUCACGGCCAGCGACGGCACGCGGCUCGGCGUCACCUACGACACCAACGAAGAGGAGCAGAACGUCGAAAGACGGCGCGCGCGGCUGCCCGGCCAGCGCCAGCGCAAGGUUCUCGCGAAGGGAGACGCCGUCGACGCGCGGCACGGCUCCGGGGAAGUGCGCGCUGCUACCAUAAAGAAUAUAGAGGGCGACACGCACACCAUCGUCUUCGACGAUGAUACGACGCAAGAGCUCGAACGGCGCUACGUCUUUGGAGAGUGGCGCGACGAACCGCUCGCGGAGGGAACCAAAAUAGAGUGCCGCUACCGCGACACGGCGACCUUUUACCCGGGCGCCGUCGCGAAAGCCAACGACGACGGCACGCACGAUAUUACCUAUGACGACGGCGAGGCGGAGGCCGGCGUCAUACUCCGAAGGCUGCGGCGGCCCGGCCAGCAGCAACCAGAAAACGUGGACGCGGGUUCGAGGGUCGACGCGCGGCGGCCCGACGGCGGCGCCGUGUCCCCGGCGACGGUCCUGGGGCGGGAGAAUACCACGUAUACGAUACGCUUCGACGACGGCGUCGAAGCGGACGUACAACGGAAGCACGUCUUCGCGGCGCACGUCAACGCCAACGAAGGGGCCGCCGACGACGCGACGGCCGCCGUGGCGCGACACGACGAAGGGACCGGCACGGUGCUGGGCGCUUCUCGCUCCCAACGGCGCCUGCUCGAGGACGCGGCCGCGACGGGCCGCCUCUCGCCGCAGCGGCCGGAAGACGCCGCGCCGGCGCCGGCGCCGGCGCCGGCGCCGGCCGUCGUCCCUCAGACGCCGGCCGUCGCACCGCGGGCCGCAAUGACGACACCCGGCGGCACGCCCAUCACGCAGAACAUGAGAAUAGAGUGCCGCUUUGGCCUCACGCCGACGUUCUACCCCGGAAGAGUGGAGGCCAUCGCGGAGGACGGCACCUACGAAAUCGUGUACGACGACGGCGACCGGGAAGUCGACGUGACGCGGAGACGUCUACGCCUGCCGGACCAGCGCCAGCGUUUGGAGCUGCAGCCCGGCGACGCCGUCGACGCGCGCGCGGACGACGGGAAAGUCAGACCGGGCUGCAUCUCGGGCAAGCGCACGGACGUGUGCACGAUCGACGGCGAGGACGUGGCGACGACCUUGUACGAAGUCGCCUUCGAGGACGGAAACGUCGGAGAACAUCUGGAGCGGCACUUCAUCUUCGGCGACUUCCACGACGGGCCCACGCCGUCGUCGGGCCCGCGCCUGGACGUGGGCACGCCGGUGACGGCCCGGUACCGCGGCGGCGCGCAGCGCUAUCCGGGUAAGAUCGCGGCCGUGAACGACGACGGCACGUACGACGUCCGUGCGCCGGCGUCGAUGUGUCGCCUUACGCCAAUGACAAACCCCCACGCAGGUCGCGUACGACGACGGCGACGCCGAGGCGGCCGUGGCGGCGGCCUUCGUCGAGGCGACGCUCGCCGCGGACGACGCUGUCGCCGCGGAAGACGCCUUCCGCGAGGGCGACGCCGUCGAGGCCGACUUCCGCGGGCGCGGGCGCUACUACGCCGGGAAGAUCACGUCCGUAAGGGAGGAUGGGUCCUACGACAUUCUGUACGAGGACGGCGACGCCGAGGCGUGCGUGGCGCCGGAGAGCGUCCGGCGCCGGAGCGAGGAGAGCGCGCCAGAGGUUGCCCGGCCGGAAACGGGAGAGCCGGCUUUCAGUGUCGGCGACGCGGUCGACGCGAGGUACCGCGGCCGCGCGAAGACCUACCCCGGCGCUAUUGAAAAGGUCCACGAGGACGCGACCUACGACAUUCUUUACGAAGACGGAGAGCGCGAGGCGCGCGUCGCCGAGGCGUUGAUCUCAAAGCGCUCGUUAUUUGCGGUCGGCGCCGCCGUCGAGGCGAAUUAUAGGGGAAAGGGCACGUACUACCCGGGCCAGAUCACGGCGUUGAACGACGACGGCACGUUCGGCGUGCUCUACGACGACGGAGAGGGCGAGCUCGGCGUGCCCGCCGCGCUCAUCCGCUCCAAAACCGCAGCAGCUCCGGCCCCGGCCCCGGCGCCCUCUCCGUCCAAGAAGCGCCCCCAGACGCCCAAGGAGCCGCUCGACGAGUCGAACGCACCGCUCAGCCCGGGCAUGGCCGUCGAAGCCAGAUUCCGGGGCCGCGGCAAGAUUUACAAGGGCAAGCUCCUCCAGCAGAACGAGAACGGCAGCUUCAAGGUCAUGUACGACGACGGCGACGUGGACGAGGAGCUGCCGCGCGAGAUGGUGCGACCCAUCGCCGGCGCGCCGCGCCAGCCCCUCGCGCCGACGACCGACGACGGGCCCGCGGCCGAGGUCGAGCCCGCGCAGCCGGCCGCGCGCGUCAACUCCUCGCUUCAGGGGCCGUCGGCCGUCGCCACUCCCGUCGCCGCGACGCAGCCGGCCGCGCGCGUGAACUCGGCGCUCCGCGGACCAUCGACCGCGGUCGCGGAGCCCUCGCCCGCGCGGACGAGCGUGGCGCCGGCGGCCACGGAAAAGCCGGCACCUGCGACGCCCUCCAAGAAAGCACAAAGAAGGCGCCCGAAGCCCACGGAGAGCGCCGAGGGCGACGCCUUAAAAGUGAUGCGCCCGGCCGGCGCGCGGGGCGGCGGCGGCGCGGGCGGCGUCGUCUUCCUGCCGGGCGGCGCCGUCGCCGUCCAGGCGCACCGGAGCCGCGCGUGCCUGUGGCUGCCCCGCUCGGCUGCCCACAUCGGCGACGUCGCGGGCCACGCGGGCCGCGUCCUCGCGGUGGCCGCCUGCGCCUGCAAGGACGUCUACCACACGACGGGCCGCGUGCAGGACGAAAUCGUACUGCUCACGGGCGGCUCCGACGGCGCGGCCUGCCUCUGGCGCCUGUCGCCGGGCCCCUGUCCGCCGGGCGACGACGGCGCCACCGUGGAAUGCUGGCAGAAGGCGUUGCACAAAGCGGCCGCCAAGGACGGCAACGCGAAGCUCCCGAAGACCGUGCGACUCGCUGGCGACGACGACCCGGCCACGGACGCCGCGCCGACGGCGGUCACGCCCGUCGUUCGCAAGCCGGCGCUCAAAUUCGUACAUCCGCGGGGCGCCUGGGUCCUGGCCGUGGACAUUUCGACGCGGGGCCCGCCCGGGCUCCUGGCCGCGACGGCCGCGACGGACGGCAUUAUUAGGCUGUGGGACGCGACGCGCGGCGGCGCGCCGGUCCGCCUGCUCGCGGGCCACAGCUGGUACGCCACGGCCGUCGCCUUUCGCCCCGGCAGCUCCGAGCUCGCGUCGGCCUCGAUGGACAAAACUAUCAGGUUGUGGCGCUACGAGGAGGAGGAGUCCGUUGGCGCGCCUUCGCCGUCGUUGCACGACGAGUCGACGGCGGCGUCGUCGGCGCCUCUCCAACUGCUCGACGACGACGACGACGACGCCGAAGGCAGCAGCACGGAGACGCCGCUGGCGCCCGCGCCGCAUGUGUUGCUGCGACUGGACGCGGCCCCGAAGGCGCUCGCGUGGACGCGGGACGGUUCGCUGCUGCUGGCCGGGGGCGAUGCGCCCGCACCAAUCCGCUUCGACUGCCGCGGCGGCACACCAAUGAGACUGGCCGAGCUCCCGGGCGCCGGCCACCGCGGCGCCGUCGUCCAGAUCGCGGUCGCGGCGGACGGGUCGUCGGCCUGGACCGCGUCGCAGGAUGGUUCUUGUCGAUGCUGGGCCCUCGGCGAUAAUGAUGAUAGGGGCGGUUUGGUGCAUGCGCUAAACUGCGCGCGCACCGGCGGGCGCGUCGUGGGCGUGGCCGUCGACGAAGCCGCCUUGGGCUUGGACGCGUACGGUGAGCGGCGGGCGCGCCAACGCGUCGCGACGGCCACGGCCGACGGUGCAUUGCGCCUCUGGCCGGCGCCGCAGAGUGCCGUAUCCGAGGCGGACGCGAAACUCAUAGAGGUCGCCGCGAACGGUGACGAGGCCCUCUCCAUGGUCUCGGCGGCGCUGCUCAAGGGCGGCGACGGUAAUUCGGACGUGGACGCGGCCGCCGCCGCGUCGGGUCUCCUCCCGAUCGUGCGGGCCGUCGCGCGCCGCGUGCCGCGCAAGGCGCCGUGCUACGUCGGCAAGGGCGCCGCAGCGGAAAAACGGGACGCGCGAAUGCGCGACCUCGCCGCGACGGCGGGCGCGGCGCAGCGCUUGGCCUUCGCCGCUGUUUCGGAAGGGAAGAACGCAGCGGCCGUGGCGCGCGCGGCUGUGCAGGAGCGGGGAUUACUUAGAGCGGCCUGCGAGGCCGUUUCAAGUGUGGACGGCGGCGGCGUCGACCAGUUGAUGAAGGCGGCGCUGGCCAACACGAGCGAACGGACGCCCGCGUCCCCCUGAAUAACUACUACUAG